AUGAGAGCACUUUCCCGCCUGCCACGGGGUUUCCCCGCAAAUACCCACGUACUCCAUCGCCGACCCACACUCCCACAGCCGGUAGUCUGUCAACGCUCGAGGGUCGCACGGUUGAAUAGCUCAAGCUCGAGCGGCAAUGAUCGUGAAAAACGUGGGGAUGAUGCAAAACCCGAGCCUCCUACUGAUUCAUCAAAUCCUUGGACCGCGAGUCGAACACUCCUUGUCUCUGCCCUGGCCGCCGGACUCAGCUACGCCUACGCAACCUUAAACAAUAAGCCCCAACCGGAGAGUCUGAAGCAACCUCAGUAUGGAUCUACAGAAGAUCUUAAGAAGGUGGGGGCAUUCACAGAUUUACUCUUCGAUGCCAUUGUCGAAUUAAGAGCCAAGUUGGGCGAUGAGGCUAUUAGCACAGAUGAGGAUGACCUUCAGGUACACGGAUUCUCAGAGUGGUCUAGUGUCAACGCGGACCGGUUCCCUGUUGCUAUCGCGUAUCCGAAGAGCACGGAGGACGUCGCGGAGAUUGCCAAAAUUUGUCACAAAUACAAAAUGCCAAUGAUUCCCUAUUCGGGAGGUUCCAGUCUUGAGGCCAAUUUCUCUGCUGUCCAUGGUGGCCUAACGAUUGAUUUUGGCUCAAUGAACAAAAUACUGGAGCUUCACGAAGACGAUAUGGAUGUGGUCGUCCAACCGUCCAUCCAAUGGAUGGAGUUGAACGAAAAAAUUAAGGACUCUGGCCUCUUCUUUCCUGUUGAUCCCGGCCCUUCAGCGAUGAUCGGUGGAAUGAUUGGGACCAAUUGCAGUGGGACCAAUGCAGUGAGGUAUGGUACAAUGAAAGAUUGGGUCAUUAACCUUACAGUUGUUCUGGCAGAUGGGCGCAUCGUGAAGACGCGCAGACGUCCGCGCAAGACUUCUGCUGGCUACAACUUGACAGGCAUGUUUGUAGGGUCUGAGGGAACGCUUGGUAUAGUCACCGAGGCGACUCUCAAAUUGACACCGAUCCCAGAGGAAACUCGUGUCGGUGUCGUCACAUUUCCUACAAUGCGCGACGCUGCAUCUACUGCCAUGCUGCUCAUACGAAAAGGUAUCCCUGUACAGUGUAUGGAAAUUUUGGACGAUGUUCAGAUGGACGUUAUUAACCGUGCUGGCGGUACGGGGCGAAGCUGGAAAACGCUACCCUCGUUAUUUUUCAAGUUCUCUGGCACAAGCGCUGGUGUUCUCGAUAGCGUUAACUUAACCAGAGAUUUGGCGAAAAAGAACCAUGCCGAAUCCUUUGAAUUUGCCCGAGAUGAGCGGGAGGCGCACGAUUUAUGGUCGGCGCGAAAACAGUCGUUGUGGAGCAUGCUAGCGUUAAAAGAGGAAGGCUCGCAAGUAUGGUCUACUGAUGUCUCUGUGCCGAUUUCAAGACUUCCUGAUAUUAUUGAAACCACGAAAAAGGAAUUGGAUGAUCUUGGAAUUUUCGCAAGUGUCCUCGGCCAUAUCGGUGACGGAAAUUUCCACACGUGUAUUCUCUACAAUCGCAAGGACCCAAAGGAGGUAGAGCGUGUAGAGAAGUUUGUUUAUGACAUGGUUGAUCGUGCUCUUGAGAUGGAGGGUUCUUGCACUGGCGAACAUGGUAUUGGGCUGGGCAAGAAAAAGUCCCUUCAGAAAGAGCUUGGCCCAGAGACCAUUGAUGUUAUGCGCAGCUUCAAAGUAGCUCUAGAUCCGCAUUGGCUCUUGAACCCCGGUGUCCUCGGUGCCACAGGCUCUGUGGGCCAGAGGUUUAUUCUCUUGCUCGCCGAUCACCCUUUUCUAGAGCUUCAUGCCAUCGGUGCAUCGGAGCGUUCUGCCGGCAAGGCCUACAAGGACGCCGUAAGAUGGAAACAGACUGCGGCUAUGUCUGAGAAGCUCAGCAACCUUGUUCUCCGGGAUUGCAAAGCCUCUCAAUUCGCCGACUGUGAUCUUGUGUUCUCUGGUCUGAACAGCGAUAUCGCGGGUGAAGUUGAAAUGGAGUUCAUCAAGGCUGAGAUUCCCGUGUUUUCGAACGCAAAGAACUACCGCAAACACCCCUUGGUUCCCCUCGUUGUGCCAACAGUCAACCCUCAUCACUUCGAUUUGAUCCCUCACCAAAGGAAAGAAUUCGGCUUGAAGAAGGGCUUCCUCGUGUGCAACUCCAACUGCGCGGUCAUUGGUAUCGUCAUCCCUUUCGCAGCUCUCCAGGCCAAAUUUGGCCCUGUUGAAGAGGUCGAAGUGUUUACUGAGCAGGCCUUGUCGGGUGCUGGCUACCCCGGUGUACCCAGCAUGGACAUCCUGGACAACGUCAUCCCUUUCAUUAGCGGUGAAGAAGACAAGCUCGAGAAUGAGGCUCAGAAGAUCUUGGGUUCUGUUAAUGCAGAUGCCACCGCCUUCGAGGAGCAGGCUGGCCUUCGGGUUGGAGCUACUUGCACUCGGGUCCACGUUAGCGAUGGUCAUAUGGCGUUUGUUUCGCUGAGAUUUAAGAACCGUCCAGCACCGAGCGCCGAACAAGUCGUGCAGGCGCUGAGGGAAUACCAGUCUGAAGCGCAGAAAUUGGGAGCUCCUUCUGCCCCUACGGAGGCGAUUAGGGUAUUCGAUGAGGCGGACAGGCCGCAACCAAGACUCGACAGAGACAUCUGCGGCGGAUACACUGUUAGCGUUGGCCGGGUGCGUGAAGGCGCCCAGGGAGGCUACUUCGACCUCCGCUUUGCUGCUCUCUCACACAAUACGGUCAUUGGAGCUGCUGGAUCUUCGAUCAUCAAUGCGGAGAUUGCGGUUCUGAAGGGAUACAUCUGA
This is a messenger RNA of Aspergillus nomiae NRRL 13137, 2784 nucleotides long. RefSeq lists its product as uncharacterized. Gene Ontology annotation, molecular function: oxidoreductase activity, acting on the aldehyde or oxo group of donors, NAD or NADP as acceptor; D-lactate dehydrogenase (cytochrome) activity; D-lactate dehydrogenase (NAD+) activity. Lineage: Eukaryota; Fungi; Ascomycota; Eurotiomycetes; Eurotiales; Aspergillaceae. Bases 1 to 2784 code for a protein of 927 amino acids. Gene Ontology annotation, biological process: amino acid biosynthetic process; lactate catabolic process. The transcript is spliced from 6 exons. The record is from RefSeq and is a predicted model, not a curated record. Gene Ontology annotation, cellular component: mitochondrion.